Miscanthus lutarioriparius is the source of this 927-nucleotide messenger RNA. NCBI's taxonomy places the organism in Eukaryota, Viridiplantae, Streptophyta, Magnoliopsida, Poales, Poaceae. The record is from the annotation of a GenBank genome assembly.
AUGGCCGCCUCCUCGACUGCUGCUGAGGCCUCCGCGCCGGUGCCGGUGCCCCCAGCAGGCCUGAAGGAGGACAUCGCGGGGCUGUACGACGAGUCGUCGGGAGUCUGGGAGCGCAUCUGCGGCGACCACCUGCACCACGGCUUCUACGAACCGGGCGAUGCCGCGUCGGUGCCCGACGUCCGCCGCGCCCAGAUACGCACCAUCGACGAGGCGCUCGCCUUCGCCGCCGUCCCAGAUGAUCCAGAGAAGAAGCCCAAAAUGAUAGUUGAUGUAGGAUGUGGCAUUGGAGGCAGCUCAAGAUACCUGGCGAGAAAAUACGGAGCACAGUGUACGGGCAUCACGUUGAGCCGUGUUCAAGCUGAAAGAGGGAAUGCUCUCACUGCCGCCCAGUGCUUCUCAGACAAGGUUUCCCUCCAAGAUGCUGAUGCUCUAGACCAACCGUUUCCUGAUGGGAUGUUUGAUCUUGUAUGCUCCAUGGAGAGUGGUGAGCACAUGCCGGACAAAACGAAGUUUGUUAGUGAGCUAGCGCGCGUGGCGGCUCCCGGAGGGACAAUAAUCAUCGUGACAUGCUGCCAUAGGAACCUCGAGCCGUCUGAAAACUCCCUGAAACCGGAUGAACUGAGCCUCCUGAAGAGGAUAUGCAAUGCAUACUGCCUCGCGGAUUGGUGUUCACCUGCAGACUAUGUCAACAUUGCCAAGUCACUGUCUCUCGAGGAUAUCAGGACAGCUGACUGGUCGGAGAACGUGGCCCCGUUUUGGCCCGCUGUGAUAAAACUAUCACUGUCAUGGAAGGGCCUGACCUCUGCGUUAACAUGUGGAUGGAAGACAAUCAGAGGGGCGAUGGGGAUACUGCUGCUGAUCCAAGGCUACAGGAAGGGGCUCAUCAAAUUCACCAUCAUCACCUGUCGCAAGCCUAGAGCAGCUUAG